UGCCCUUUUCCCCAUCGCCUUACGCCAAGGGUAGGGGGGUGUGCAUAGGCAGAAAUUAACCUAUGCUUAAAACUUUCUUUAGCGAAAGUUCAUACUUACACUUUUUUGUGUUUUAAACCUCUUUUCACUCGCUUAUUUAAAGCGCGUGGAGGCUUUUCCCCACUGCCGAUUUUUCAUAAAGGCAGCGUAACUUGAUUCAAGAUGAUUGAUACAGUCACAGGACCUGGAGCACAGCCCUUUGCAGUUCAGCUGAAGGCCUUAACAGAUCUGGAGGGCCGAUACCAACCAAAGCUGAGCGGUUUGAGGCUCAUCGAAAGCGCCCAGGACAAUGGCCUCAGGAUGACUGCCAGACUGAGGGAGCUGGAGGUGAAGGACCUGCUCUCUCUGACCAGGUUCUUUGGUUUCAGCUCAGAGACCUUCUCACUGGCCAUUAGCUUGCUGGAUCGCUUCCUCUCAGUAAUGAAGAUUCAACCUAAGCACCUGUCCUGCGUGGGCCUGUGCUGCUUCUACAUUGCUGUGAAGUCGUCAGAAGAAGAGAAGAACGUGCCUCUAGCCAAUGACCUGAUCCGCAUUAGUCAGAAUCGCUUCACGGUGUCUGAUAUGAUGAGGAUGGAGAAGAUCAUCAUGGAGAAGCUCUACUGGAAGGUGAAGGCCCCCACAGCCCUCCGCUUUCUCCGCCUCUUCCACAGCCACAUCCAGGAGCAGCUCGAUGCUGAGAGCAAGAAGAUACUGAGUCUUGAGAGACUGGAGGCUCAGCUGAAAGCCUGUCACUGCUCAUUUGUCUUCUCUAAAAUAAAGCCAUCUCUGCUUGCCAUGGCUCUGCUGUGUUUUGAGGCCCAGGAACAACAUGAUCCUGAGCACACUGACACAGUCUCAGAGGCCCUGAAAAGUCUGCAGCAGCAGCUGAAUAUCAAAGAUGGGGACCUGGUUUGUGUGCGGGAGUUAGUUGGAAAAUGCCUGGCUGAAUAUGCCACCACCAAGUGCUCCAAGCCUAUCCGCCAAAGACUUCGCUGGACUAUUUCAGGAAGAACUGCACGUCAGCUGAAGCACAGCUACUACAAGAUCACUCAUCUUCCCACCAUACCUGAGUCAGCUUGUUAAAAUCUGGGGGUACAAAUGGGUGACCUUGCAUGCAGAGAAAAAUUUCAACUGUCCCCAAAUUAUCUUUGUUUCCUGAUUGAUUAUAACUUUUGGGCGACUGGCUUGCAGUAAGCUCACCCAUGUACAGCUCCAGUUAUUUUCCUUACAGAUCUUCAUCUGUGAUGAUGGAUUUCUUUAAGGAAAAGCUAAACAUAUUGCAGUUUUUCCUCAAGUUUGUUUGUCAUCAUACAUAGGUGAAGAACACUGUAUUUCAGCUUCCCAAGGAGUAAUGCUUCGUGAGAACGGUUCAUCUACUGCCAUCCUGCUAAGUUUUACUUUCCUGGUUGAGUUGCUUGCACAAGUGUACAGUAUGUUCUUGUUUAAAUCCGUACCAAGGUGUUUGGUUUUUCCUGGAACGGGUUGCUGGUUUUAAGCUAACAAGUAUAGAACCACCUAGGUCCUCAGUCCACCAUGUGGAAGAGGAGGGAGAAGGAUUUUGUGAACAGCAAAAAUGGAACCAAGAAAUCGGGCCCAAAAUCCUUAACUCCCACCCUAGGUUGCUAAACUGUCCUGAAUGCACACUCCUACCCAAGGUGAUGAUUUUUUGUUUGUUUUUUUUAAGUUGAUACAGCGAGGGAGCUCUGGUUUUCUCCAGUGAAGUGAGGCUAGUGACGAUCCCGUCAUGUAUGGCUUACCAUACUAUUAGAGCUGAAAUGUUGGUUCCAGAUGAGUUGUUUUCACCGAUUCUUAAUUUGUGGACACAGUACCACAUGUAUGAAUUGAUUUCAGUUGUCAAUUAUGCAGAGAACACUAAAAAAAAAGUCGUUGUAGUGGAAAUGUGGAUUGGAAUUUGUAUUGCAUUUUCUUUGCCAGUUUCCCUGUCUAGUAGAAGUUUCUUUUAAUGAGAAAAAUAAAAUGUGUUCUCAAAUUCAAAAUGGCUAAUUGAAUACAACCAUCUGGUUAACCUAACCUACCACUUGUACCUUUCAAUAAAACUUUAUUGAAAAGCUA
This is a messenger RNA of Seriola aureovittata, 2091 nucleotides long. It is a transcript of the gene ccng1, whose product is annotated as cyclin G1. The record is from RefSeq and is a predicted model, not a curated record. The coding region runs from base 202 to 1101 and encodes 299 amino acids. The transcript has 6 exons. Lineage: Eukaryota; Metazoa; Chordata; Actinopteri; Carangiformes; Carangidae. Gene Ontology annotation, cellular component: nucleus; cytoplasm; cyclin-dependent protein kinase holoenzyme complex. Gene Ontology annotation, biological process: regulation of cyclin-dependent protein serine/threonine kinase activity; mitotic cell cycle phase transition. Gene Ontology annotation, molecular function: cyclin-dependent protein serine/threonine kinase regulator activity.